This is a messenger RNA of Psilocybe cubensis, 1536 nucleotides long. RefSeq lists its product as uncharacterized. Gene Ontology annotation, biological process: carbohydrate metabolic process. Gene Ontology annotation, cellular component: membrane. The coding region runs from base 1 to 1536 and encodes 511 amino acids. The record is from RefSeq and is a predicted model, not a curated record. Gene Ontology annotation, molecular function: chitin deacetylase activity. Lineage: Eukaryota; Fungi; Basidiomycota; Agaricomycetes; Agaricales; Agrocybaceae. The transcript is spliced from 6 exons.
AUGAGGCUGUCUACUAACACGCUCCUUGCUGUCCUUCCUGUCUUUGUCGCUGCCCACGCUGAUCACCACCUUCACGCCCGUGCCCAACAACAUGCUCGUCAAGUCCCCGCAGCUGCACCUCCCCCUCCCGUCGCGUCCGCUGCAGGCUCUUCUUCUCAGGCAAAUGUUGUAGGGACCACUAGCAGCCAAGUUGCUGCCUCUCAAUCCAGCUCACCUGCUGUUGCUGGGACAUCCACCUUACCUGCAGGGUCUUCGGCAGCUAGCGUUGCUGGAACCACUUCUUCAGUGUCGUCUGCAGCCGUUCCCUCUCUGACAGUUCAGUUGCAAGCCACCAACCCAACUGCUGUCCCGUUAGCAUCCAUCAUCCCCGGCCAAGUUAGCGCAGCAACGCAUCCUUUGCCCUCUACGGCUGUUGCAGGGUCUGUGCCGACUUUCUUGUCGAAUGCUCCCCCUUUGCCAACCAUAACCGGCCUUCUGGCUGCGAAUUACCCCCCUCCUGAUCGGCCAGCACCAACAGAUUCUCCAGAGGUCCAGCAAUGGAUCAAGGAAGUCCAGGAUACUGGUGUCGUAAUCCCGCAAUUUUCACCUACCAAUGGAAUCGGAGGUUGCGCCAACAACACGGCCGCAGCCAGCGAUGCAUCACGAUGCUGGUGGACCUGUGGAGGAUGCACGCGAUCAACUGAUAUCACCGAGUGCCCAACCGCUAUGGACUGGGGUUUGACUUAUGACGAUGGUCCUGCGUUUUACACCCCUAACUUGCUCGAAUAUCUCGACCAAGAGCAACUCAAAGCCACCUUCUUUGUUGUCGGUUCCCGUGUUUUCUACAAUUGGAACAUGCUCCAAAGUCAGUACAUGGGUCAGCAUCAAAUCGCUGUUCAUACCUGGAGCCAUUUCCCCUUGACAUCUUUGACAAACGAACAAAUUAUUGCCGAACUUGGGUGGUCGAGGAAGAUCAUCAAGGAUGUUCUUGGCGUCACUCCCAACAUGAUGCGUCCGCCUUACGGAGAUAUUGACGACCGUGUCCGAGCGAUUUCUCUCGCGAUGGGCCUUACUCCCGUCAUGUGGACCCGCAUCAGCCCCCUUGCCACGUUUGACACUGAUGACUUCAACAUCGCCAAUGGCCAGACUUCGGUGCAACAGGUUAUUCAGAACUGGGAAAAUAUCAUCGGAAACGCUACGACCAGAAACUCCGGUUUUAUUGUUCUUGAACACGAUCUUUUCGAACAGUCAGUUGAGGUUGCUACCGGAUAUAUCUUGCCAGACGCCCUGGGCCACAAGAAUCCACCUUUCAAGAUUCAACCCGUUAUUCACUGCCUCAACAAAGACAUGACCGACGCUUACAUUGAGACUAACAACAAUAAAACUAACCCCCCUGCUUUCCAGGCCGCGGUGUCGGCUGGUAUUGUUACUGUGACUGGAACGGCUGCCGGAGCCAAGUCGACAGGCAAGAGUGCUGCAGUCACUUCCAAAUCCACUGCUGGCAGUCUCUGGUCACUCGCCGGCCUCGCUCUCGGCGGACUCAUGACAUUGCCUUAA